AAAAACACCAGCGCCCAUCUGUCUGUCUCUCUCGUCUCCUCUGCUCUCUUUCUCACUUCAAUUUUGAAUAGACUCCGGCAGUUGUGCUCGCCGGAAAUGGACAGAGGCGCUCGCGGCGGAGGUUCUAGAACAGUAGAAGAUGUUCUCAUUGAUUUCAAGGCCAGACGCAAAGCCUUGAUCAGAGCUCUUACCACAGACGUUGAAGAUUUCUUCCAGCAGUGUGAUCCAGAGAAGGAAAAUCUUUGUCUCUACGGAUUUCCAAAUGAGGAGUGGGAGGUCAAUCUACCAGCGGAGGAGGUUCCCCCGGAGAUUCCUGAACCUGCUCUGGGCAUAAACUUUGCCAGAGACGGCAUGCAGGAAAAGGACUGGUUGACACUUGUUGCUGUGCACAGCGAUGCAUGGCUACUCUCGGUAGCCUUCUAUUUCGGAGCCAGAUUUGGUUUCAACAAAGCUGACAGGAACCGCCUCUUCAAUAGUAUAAAUGAUCUUCCAACAAUAUUCGAAGUUGUUUCAGGAGCUGCCAAAAAUCAAGGGAAGGAUAAAGCAUCCAACUCAAGAAAAUCCAAAUCUAACUCGAAACAGAGCAAAUCAUCCAAGGCGCAACCAAAGGAGCAGGUGGAGGAGGAAGAGGAAAACGAGGACGAGGUCUUGGAUGAAGGCGAGGAGUAUGAAAAUGGCGAGACCUUGUGUGGAAUAUGCGGAGAAAAAUACGCCUCGGAUGAAUUCUGGAUCUGCUGCGACCUCUGUGAGAGAUGGCUACACGGAAAAUGUGUCAAGAUCACUCCGGCAAGGGCUGAGCACAUCAAUGUGUUCAAGUGCCCGUUGUGUAGCAACAAGAGAACCCGUCAGUGAUCGUGAGCUUCUAAGUUAGUCUCUCUUUUCUCUCCCUAAUUGUGUUGUGGCUAACCAUCAUCUUGUCCAUGGUAUUCGUGGACAGCUCUGUUCAUUCUAGUGAUACACCGUCUUAGGGAGUUUUUCGUCGUUAGUUUAAGCUAUAUUUGUCUAGUGAUUGUGAAUUGUGGAUUAAUUCUCUAAUUUCAGUUUCUGUUGAGGUUGGUAA
Andrographis paniculata is the source of this 1060-nucleotide messenger RNA. Its product is annotated as PHD finger protein ALFIN-LIKE 4-like. The record is from RefSeq and is a predicted model, not a curated record. The coding region runs from base 97 to 852 and encodes 251 amino acids. Gene Ontology annotation, cellular component: nucleus. The transcript is spliced from 5 exons. Lineage: Eukaryota; Viridiplantae; Streptophyta; Magnoliopsida; Lamiales; Acanthaceae. Gene Ontology annotation, molecular function: transcription coregulator activity; transcription cis-regulatory region binding; histone binding. Gene Ontology annotation, biological process: regulation of DNA-templated transcription.